CCUGUAUCUUAUGAAUGGACUGAUGGUGUUUUGGCAAUUAGUUAUCGUGCUUUCGCAACAUCGACCACUCCAAAUCGCAAAUGGUUGAUAUUUGAUGGUCCAAUAGACGCGGUGUGGAUAGAAAGUAUGAAUACCGUAUUGGAUGACAACAAAAAGCUUUGUCUAAUGAGCGGAGAAAUUAUCCAAUUAGCACCAUAUACCAAUCUAGUGUUCGAGACGAUGGAUUUGGAACAUGCUUCACCGGCAACAGUUUCUCGCUGCGGCAUGAUCUAUAUGGAACCGAGUGAUCUUGGCUGGGAUCCUUUGCUUAAAUCUUGGAUAAAUACUCUUCCUAAUGUCAUAAGUGCGUGGUUAAGAAACUUUAUAUACGAGUCACUAUUUCGAAGAUUUUGCGAUCCCAUACUUUAUUGGUUACAUCAGGACAUCGCUGAGAUAAUAUGUCCCAUGCAGGAUACAAAUCUUGUACGUUCACUGACCUAUCUGAUGGAUUGUUUUAUCGAUGAAUAUCACGAUGAAAAAAUUGCCAAGAAUAUCGAUGAACUGGAUCUUCGAGCGCAAAUCGAGGGUUCAUUUUUCUUUUCAUGUAUAUGGGGUCUGGGAGGUAACAUACACACAAAAUCAAGAGAAAGCUUUAGCGAUCUUUUCCAUGGUUUUCUCGAAAAAACCUUUCCUCCUGAUUUGAUAGAAAGCUACAAGUUGAAAGCUCCGAUAGAACCACCUUUAAAGCCAUAUAUAUUUCUUAUGCCACGACAUGGUCUGAUCUUUGAUUAUAGAUUCAUCAAAGAGGGUAAAGGAAAAUGGAAACUGUGGUCCGAUGAUUUGAUCGACAUUCCACCAAUCCCUCGAGACAUACCUGUGAAUCAAAUAAUAGUGCCUACUGUCGAGACGAUACGAUACAUAGCUUUGUUUCGUUUAUUAGUAGGGAAUAAAAAACCUGUGUUGCUCGUGGGUCCGACCGGAACAGGAAAAUCAGUUUACGUAAUCGAUUUUCUAUUGAAGAAAAAUAAUCCUCAGGACAAUAAACCGUUGAUCAUAAAUUUUUCCGCGCAAACUACGGCGAAUCAAACUCAGGACACAAUUAUGGGAAAGUUAGAUAGACGACGGAAAGGUGUUUACGGAGCGCCGAUAGGGAAAAAAUGGAUCGUUUUUGUUGAUGAUCUUUCGAUGCCAUUGAGAGAAAUUUACGGGGCACAACCUCCAAUCGAGUUGUUACGACAAUGGCUAGAUCACGGAGAAUGGUUCGAUAGAAAAGAAAGGACUAUGAUAAAAUUGAUCGAUGUACAGCUAAUGUGUGCCAUGGAUCGACCGUAUCGUGGUGGAAAAGAUGUUACACCUCGAUUUAAAAGGCAUAUGGUCGUUUUAGCGAUAUCGGAGUUUGAAGACGAAGUAAUGUUUACGAUAUUUAGUAAAAUCUUUCUUUGGCAUCUUGACACCAGGUAAGAUAUAAAUUUUCUUCUUUUUCUCUAUUAUU
Molecule: messenger RNA, 1471 nt
Organism: Apis florea (little honeybee)
Lineage: Eukaryota; Metazoa; Arthropoda; Insecta; Hymenoptera; Apidae
Product: dynein axonemal heavy chain 7
Biological process (GO): microtubule-based movement
Cellular component (GO): dynein complex
Molecular function (GO): ATP hydrolysis activity; minus-end-directed microtubule motor activity; dynein intermediate chain binding
Source: RefSeq, a predicted model, not a curated record